AUGCGGCGGCUGCAGAGACUAGGGGUGGAGGCUAACGAAGACGACGAGGGCAUGGGGGACGCGCUGGAGGCCCUCAAGGAGGCGCAGAUGAACCCGUUCGAGGGGCUGCCGACUAAAGUGCGAGCAGGGUACGAGAAUUUGCUAGGAAAACUCUUGAACCGCGAAGACGGUGAGAGUCUGGAAGAUGCAGUGGAGACGAACUACGACCAGGUCGACAUCCAGUUCCUCACACUCCUUAACCAGAAGGCACAAGAGGCCGAAGGCACGGACGCGGCCGCUGCUCUCACGCGCCUGGGGGACAGCAUCAACAACACCAUGCAGCGCAGGAUGGCGCAAGCGUCCGAGCGGUUGCAGAAAAUCCUCACGGUGGGAAAUCCCGAAAGAAUGGAAGAGACGAUCAAGGCCAUGGCGGAGAGGGGAGAAGUGGACGAUGCUCUCGUGCUUCUGCUGCAGGCUAACCUGCAGCAGGCGGAGGAGGCGGACGCUGGGCCCGCGGUGGGCGUGCUUAAGAGGCUCGGGGCAGCUGCGCAAGCAGCGUUGGAUGAGAAGGUCGACCCAGAGAAGCGGCUGGUACGACAACUGCUGCGGGCAAAAGACCGUGAGGCCAGGCUGAACAUCUUGACGAAGGCGUUCCGACAGCGAGCCAAAGUGGUGCUAGCCGACGGCAGCGAAACCUCCGAGGCUCCCGACGUGGCCCCUCCCAAGUUCAUCGAGACCGUCAAGGGCAUCAUCCGGAACUUCGGGAACGUGGGAGAAUCCGAGCUAGGAUUCGCGCAGCAGCUUGACGACAUGAUCUCAGAGGCCGAGCAGGUGGCUACCGAACUCUACGGCGAGUCGCAGAGCCCGCAAGACAUGCAGGACCGUGCGUGGAAGGACGCCACGGUGUCCGUGUUCGACCUCGAGAACAUGGAGGAAGACGGCAAGCUGCGCGGGGAAGAUAUGCCCUGGGCAAACGACAAGUACGACGGGAUGACGCCGGAGAUGGUGAAGAACUUCAAGCAAGACGAGGACGGCAACCUGCAGAUCGGAGGCACUUAAACCAAAUAGCGCACUACCAGCCGUGGAGACCCACCCUGAGGUUGACGGAAGAUAACACCCCCCCUGCGUUUCUCGGCCCUCGGACGAGCUUGGAUACCGUGGAAGUAGAUGAUGCGGUCACGAUGCUGAACAUGGGUGGCUAGGGCCAGUCUCGUGGAGGCCUGUCCAACGCUUUAAGCUCGCCCGCCUGCCUC
Molecule: messenger RNA, 1232 nt
Organism: Ectocarpus siliculosus
Lineage: Eukaryota; Phaeophyceae; Ectocarpales; Ectocarpaceae
Source: the annotation of a GenBank genome assembly